GAGGAAAGGAAAGGGAAGAACUCAAUAGGGUAGAUGUUUCAGGAAGUGUUCUUUUAUCAUUUCGGUGUUGUGUUUAGUGACAGCUAUCGUUCUGAUUACGUUUUGCAAACAGUCUUUGUUGAAAGACAACACAGGAAGAACAAGUAACAAUUAAAAACAGCUGCUUCACAUAAGAAUAAAUUGAGGAAAAAUGUCAGAUGUUUGGGAAGAGUGUAUGGACCACGGAGUGGCUGCUGCUAGAAAAGCUGGAGAAGUGGUUCGAGAAGCUUUAAAACAUGAAGGCUGUAUGUCUGUAAUGCUGAAAAGUUCUCCAGCUGAUCUGGUAACAGAGACUGAUCAGAAAGUGGAGUCGAUGAUCAUGUCUUCAAUCAAAGAGAAAUUUCCAACUCACAGUUUUAUUGGAGAGGAGUCUGUGGCAGCAGGAGAAUCUAGCAUACUAACAGACAACCCCACUUGGAUUAUCGACCCCAUUGAUGGAACAACCAACUUUGUGCACAGAUUUCCAUUUGUAGCCGUGUCUAUUGGCUUUGCUGUCAAGAAAGAGCUAGAAUUUGGAGUUGUUUACAGCUGCAUGGAGGACAAAAUGUACACUGCAAGAAAAGGGAAAGGAGCAUUUUGCAAUGGAGUGCAGCUAAAGGUCUCUGGACAAGAAGAUAUAACCAAAUCACUUAUAAUUACUGAACUGGGUUCCAAUCGAAACCCAGAUACUGUGAAAAGGGUUCUUGCAAACAUGGAUCGGCUUUUGUGCAUUCCAAUUCACGGAAUCCGAGCGGUAGGCACAGCUGCAGUCAACAUGUGCCUAGUGGCCACAGGCGGGGCAGAUGCUUAUUACGAAAUUGGGAUCCACUGCUGGGACAUGGCAGCAGCUGCAGUCAUAGUUACAGAAGCGGGAGGCGUUGUAAUGGAUGUAACUGGAGGACCAUUUGAUUUAAUGUCCCGAAGAUUGAUAACAGCAAGCAGUAGAGCCAUUGGAGAAAGAAUAGCGAAAGAGCUUCAGGCCUUUCCAUGUGAAAGAGAUGAUGGAAAGAAAGACGAUUAAUUACAUUGGAUUAUUUUAAGGUGUUUGUUGUAGGCUAAAAGCGUUUAUUGUAUGUUAUUGUAUAAUGAAAACCAUGCGUAAUGAUGACCAUGCAUUGUUUUUAUUUUUAAUCAAAAAAAAAAAAAACUUUUUUACUAGAUACACACGGACAAAAAUAAUAUGUUUUAAAAAAUAAUUAAUUUAAAGGAUUUAAAAAAUAAAUAGUUUUAUUUGGAUGAACAAAGUGUUCAUAAGUUUUCUCAGACUAGUGUUGCAAUUAUAUAUAUUAAAUUACUGGUAUAAUUUUAGAAAAUAUGCAUUAAUUCUGAAACGACACAAAUUGUAACUCCAGCUGUAACUCGGCACACAUUCUAACAUGCAGACCCUUUCCUUUACAUUCCUGUUAUAAUCUGCAAGCACGAGGAAUUAAGUGAACUUCAUUAUAUUUUUAAAAAUAUUUUUAAACAAAUGUUGUCACGUAAACUUGAAAUGAGAUAGGUCAUCAUAAAGUGAGCUGAAUGGGAUGGAUUUUUUUUCACAUAAUGUAUUCAUAUGUGUAUGAAAAAUGUUUUAUCAUAUUUAAAAAAAAAAAAAAAAAUUAUAUAUAUAUAUAUAUAUUUAGCCAGCAGUGUGGAGUAGUGGUUAGGGCUCUGGACUCUUGACUGGAGGGUCGUGUGUUCAAUCCCCGGUGGGGGACACUGCUGUUGUACCUUUGAGCAAGGUAUUUUACCUAGAUUGCUCCAGUAAAAACCCAACUGUAUAAAUGGGUAAUUGUAUGUAAAAAUAAUGUGAUAUCUUGUAACAAUUGUAAGUCACCCUGGAUAAGGGCGUCUGCUAAGAAAUAAAUAAUAAUAAUAAUAAUAUAUUAUAUAUAUAUAUAUAUAUAUAUAUAUAUAAUCCCAGUGAAAUUAUUUUUAUUAAUUAAUUUUUCAUUUUAUUUUUCAUUUCAUUACAGAUACACAUUAAUAAAACAACUACAUUUUAUUACAUUAAAAUAUUGGCAAUUACAAAUACCAGCACAAAUAACACAUUAUUAUUUAUAUAUGAAAUACUCUGUUCCAACCCAUGAUAACAUUUACAGUUCUUUGCAUGUUUUGUUUCCAACGGGAUACAAUUAUUUCCAAAAAUGAAUGAUCAUGUACUCAAGACUGUAAGUAUGUCUAAUCAUUUAACAUGAGUGUCAAGCUCUUCAGUGUGAGUGUGUCCAGGAUGGUGGUUCAAUUAAAUAAGAGACGCCUAGAAGGUAAAAUAUGUGACUGUUUUACGGUUUUAAAAAAUAAAUACUUUUUUGGUGA
Molecule: messenger RNA, 2313 nt
Organism: Acipenser ruthenus (sterlet)
Lineage: Eukaryota; Metazoa; Chordata; Actinopteri; Acipenseriformes; Acipenseridae
Product: inositol monophosphatase 1-like
Exons: 9
Coding region: 191-1039 (282 amino acids)
Biological process (GO): signal transduction; phosphatidylinositol phosphate biosynthetic process; inositol metabolic process
Molecular function (GO): inositol monophosphate 1-phosphatase activity
Source: RefSeq, a predicted model, not a curated record